AUGCUGCUCCAGCCCAAAAGUGCAGCAGAAAUAGUGUGUGCAGAUUUACAGGAGGAAGAUGAUGUGGAGAACGAUGUGUUUCUGAAAGGAGAAGUGACAUAUGCUAUUAGUGAUGACUUGCAUGUAGCGCCGGCUACAGUCACGACUGCCAUUUACUUGCUUCAGAAGCUAGGGAUAAAUGAUGCAGAUAUCCUUGAGGAAAGAAUUGUGGAUGUGAGUAGAAAUGAGGUUUUAAGUUUACUGAAGAGUUUACUGCUGUCGAAGACACCAUUUACAGAGGUUUUCUUGCGGAAGGCAGAAUCAAUGGACAACUGCAAAGAAGAUAAUGAGAUUUUAGAGACUGCUCAAAUCAUGUCGGAAGUCAAGAAUGAAGAUACUCAAGCCAAAAUUAUAAGUGUGAAGCUCCUUGAGAAUAAGAUCACAAAUAAAGUUGUGCGCGCUGAAGCAGGGAAUGAUUUAGUAGACGUCCUUCUCUCAUUCCUUACCUUUCCACUAGGAUCUAUAGUGAAGCUCCUGAACAGUCAGUCCUCUGUUGGUUGUGUUGAUAACUUGUAGGAGUGUAAGAACAUGUUAUUGGCUCCCAAACUCUACCCACAUUUUAACUGCGACAGCCAAAUUUUGAAAAUUGUAGCUGAACUACCAAAACCAUGCACGGUUCAUGGAUGUGAAACUUGCUGGAGUCAGGGGAUCAGUGUCUCUGGUACGAAGUGCAUGCACAAUGUAGAGUUUGUCGAUACAAAUGAAAUAAAUCCGAAGUUGCCAGGCUCGAGUAUGCAAAGAGGUCGGUUAGGUUCAUGGUUACUAAUGAGAUGGACAUCACACCUGUGUUGCUCAUUUCUGGAAUUGGUGUGAUCAAAGAGCUCAAAGUUCCCAUCGGCAACCAAGCUGAGAAGGAGAUUAAACUUGGAGAGGCAGGGGUGAAGUUUUCCUAAUGUUCGAAAGCUUUUUGGUCUGAAAUUACAUCUAAUGAAAAUCUUUCUAACUAAUCUCUUUUCUAUUAUAUUCCAUGUAGUGCAGGUUUUGAAUCUGUUGAAAGCUUGUAUUGUCUCUUCCAAUCCACUGAACAAGGUAUUUUCUCAAAAGAAGGCGAGGAAGACUUUUUAAGCUUGAAUUUGCAGCUUCUGUUUUGCUCUGUCUCAAAUUUCUAUGUCGAACAGAUUAUUGUUUUUCAAAACUUUUUGAUGGUAAUCCAAUAGUUUAGUUAAGAUGA
Messenger RNA from Asparagus officinalis (garden asparagus), 1210 nucleotides. RefSeq lists its product as uncharacterized. The coding region runs from base 1 to 555 and encodes 184 amino acids. Lineage: Eukaryota; Viridiplantae; Streptophyta; Magnoliopsida; Asparagales; Asparagaceae. The record is from RefSeq and is a predicted model, not a curated record. The transcript has 3 exons.